AUGCCUUUCCACGCAUGGCUCGAGAAGAGGUCAAGCCGGUUGAAGGAACGGUUGAGGUCUCAUGCAAAAGAGGAAAGCGAAAGGAACCACGAUGGUGGUGCCAAUCAGGCAGCAGCUGUGCCACAGGGGGCAAGCUUCACCCAGCCUAUUACUGACAAAUUCUGCACUUCUAGUGAAGAAGUCGUAACAGGGGUGGUCCAUGAAUGCACAGCCAAUGCAUCGAUUUCCUUACCGUUUACCCACGACGUCAUUUGGAGAACGGCCUAUGACAACCUCAGAAGUGAUGACAAAAAGGGAGUGUAUGUGGCAAAGUAUGAAGAAAUCAUUUCGAUGGUCUUUUCUGAGGAUUCCCGUGGCAAAGAUGCACCCCCCAGCCUCAUCGAUGGCACGUCGUUGGGAGAUUCGAGACUAAGAUAUCUGGUCGACAAGGGUUUGCAAAAUGUCAAAUCGAGCAAACAAGCAAGUGACAAGCUCAACAAUGUGGUUGAUAUCAUUGAGAGGGUCGAGGCUCUGAUCGGGAUUCCUCUGAAGAAUGUCUCACAAACUGCAUUACCAUGGGCUGUCGUUUCCUCAAGUCUGGAACCCCAAUACAAAGUCAUAUUCCGCACAUCGUUGAAACUUGAUGAUUGGGAGGGGGAUUUGAAGAGAAUUUCAACACGCGAGGAAUCGUUCCAGAAACGGCUGGCACAAUACAAACCAGAGCAGUUAAUUGCCCAGGUCGAGAGGCUAAUGCUGAAUACACAGGAUGACACGAAAGUCAAAGAAUAUCAUGAAAUCAUGUCAGCCUUGCGGGGAAUUGAUCCACGGUCGGAAAUGAAGAACAUUGAAGAUCGGAAAGACAGAAUAAUCCGGGAUGUGUCCAAAUGGGCCCUUGACACCCACGAAUAUAAGAAAUUCCUGGACUGGGACAGUCCCUCAGCAGAGAAUCUGCUAUGGAUCAACGGCCAAGCCGGCACCGGAAAGACAAUGCUAUUGAUUGGAAUAAUUCAGGAACUCACGACCCAGAUACGUCGACCGGAAGCACCGGAAAUUCUGUACUUCUUUUUUCAGAACAAAGACACUCAGCUAGAUCAUGGCGCGGCACUGCUUAGAGCUUUUAUGUGGCUCCUUCUUCGGCAAUGUCCAAGGCUCCUUCAACAUAUCAGCAGUGAAUAUGCCGUUUCCGGGGAAAAGCUCUUCGAUGACAAAUUUGCAUUCCAGAGCUUGUCUCCUAUUCUGAAGAACAUGCUUCAGGAUCCCGAUCUUGGGCGCGUUGUACUCGUGGCUGAUGCCCUUGACGAAUGCCAUGAUAAUGACCAAGAACGGGUCAUAGCCUUUUUACAAGGGCUAUUACCUGAACAUAAAGCGCGUUCUGAGAUCAAGGUCCUUGUUUCUGGUCGACCAUCGUGGGAGCUCGAAAAUAGGUUCAAAAGUGUUAGACAUGGCACUGUCUUGAGACUGGACAACUACUCCUUGAGCGAACAAAUCAAUACUUAUAUUGGCCACCGCGUUCGGCAGCUGACACACGACGGAACCCGGGUCCCCAUGGAUAACUUGAGAAAGCAACUAGAAGAUAAAUCGGGAAAUACAUUUAUCUGGGACUCGCUGAUCUGCAAAGAGCUCGGGCGGUCACCCAAUCACUCGUGGGAUGACAUUCUUAAAGCUGUCCCGAAGGAUCUGACAGACCUCUACAACUUUCUCCUCAAGAGGUUGGGAGAAAACCACAUCAAGACCCGAUUCCGCUACUGCAGAGAUGCUCUAUGUCUUGUCAUACUCACACGUCGACCAUUGCGCUUGAGCGAAAUGAGUCUGCUGGCUGGAUGGCCCGACUAUCGCACAUUGUCUGUUGUGCAGGACUGCAGAUCGUUCCUGGCGAUUCAGAAUGAUACGGUAUACCCUAUCCACCAGACAGCUCUGGAGUUUCUAAAGGACCACUAUGAAGACCUCCAAAACGCACCCCCCAAAGAAGCCCACCAUAAGCUCUUCCGUCAAUCUUUGAAAUGCAUGAGAGAGACAUUGAGACAAAAUGUCUACAACUUAGCCAAAGACUGUAUUUCAUUGGAAGAGUUUCGGACACCGAUGCAAGAUCCCCUUGGCGCGGUUCGUUACUCAUGUCGAUACUGGGUCUAUCAUUUAGAACAGGGAGGCUUAGACAAGUUCGAUACAAGCUUGGUAUAUGAAUUUGUUACCCGACACUUCCUUCACUGGUUGGAGGCGAUGGCUUUCUUAGGCAUGAUAUCGAGUACUAUAGGAAUCAUCGACGCACUACAGCGGCUACUUCUCAAGGUGGGUGAGGUCUCCAAACUGCCAGGUUUUCUAACCGACGGGAAAAGAUUCAUCUUGAAGAACAUGACAAUUGCCAGCUCUGCACCACUCCAGCUAUAUACUUCUGCAUUGUUUUUUGCCCCCAAGGCGAGCAUCGUGCGAACUACGUUCCACCGCUCUCUCCCUCCCUGGAUCGUGCGGUUACCAGAACCCGAGAGUAGCUGGGGUGGGCUCUUGCGAACACUGAGCAGAUGUAGUUACAAUGCUCUAGCAUUCUCUUCCGACGGACAGUGGCUUGCAACUUCAUGGGAAAACACGGUCUGUAUCUGGGAAACAUCCACGUGGAACCCAAGCAGAUCGCUUGAGCAUACUUCCUAUGUGAGAUGUGUUGCAUUCUCUCAAGAACAACCUUUCUUAGCCGUAGGUGGCGAGCACACGGUGGUUCUAUGGGAUACAGCACGGUGGGAGAAAAGGUACACUGUGAAGCACGCAGACUACGUUUCUUCAAUUGCAGUCUCACAAAAUGGACAAUUACUAGCUGUGGCAUCCUGGAACUGUGUAAAGGUAUACGACAUAACCAAGAAAGCGGCAGUGUGGUCCGCACGAAGUGGGACGACGGCGCCUUCUGUUGCCUUCUGCCCAGGCAAGAACCUUCUUGCAUUCACAUCUGGCGGGGCAAUUUACUUACGACAGUCGAAGACAGGUGAUUUUGUACGCGAUGUGCAUACUAUGCACUGUGAUAAUGUCCGCAUCAGAUUUUCCUCGAGUGGGAAGAUUAUGGGCGCCUUCCGUAUGGCUGAAGGCAUCCAAGUUUGGAAUACUGAGACAUGGACCCCUGUGUCGCAUAUUGAUAAGGUUACCCAGGAUUUUAAUUUUGGGAUGUCAUUGGGGCACGAUGACCUUUUAAUGGAAGGAUAUAACUCAGGGGAUACCGUCGAUAUCUGGGAGGCAGCAACAAGCACUCACCGGCAACUAGUUCUGUACCAAGUGUAUGGGCCAGUUAAACUGUCAUUCUCCCCAGCCGAACAGAUCCUCGCCUACUCAAGUCAUGAUGGAACGGUCAAGCUAUGGGACACUAGGCUGGGGAUACGGCAAGGAAAACCAGAGAAAAGAGAACGACCACAUAAAGACAUCGUGGAUAGAGUAGUAUUUAGCCCGGGUGGUCGGUAUGUCGCAUCGCGCGAUUGGAGUGGACGCAUUGUUAUGUGGGAUGCAGAAAAAGGCACAGAACGAUACCAUUUUCAAACCACUGCGGCUCCGACUCGGGACCUUCUAUUCUCCCCAGACGGUCGGUGGCUUGUAUCAUGGGCAUCAAAAAAUAAUAUUAAGGCUUGGAACACACAGACAGGAAUAUUGGAGAAGGAAGUCCGCAUGCAGCCGUCAGUUCGAAGUGAGCUCUUGUUCUUCGUUAAGGAUGGCCUGAUUAUUCCCUCGUUGGAUAACGCUACAAUCGUUCCCGAGUUGGCCUCGCUGGAAAACUUGCCAACCAUAGCGGAGUUCGAGAUCGAGCAUAACUGCAUAGUCAAGACCAAGAGCAGGGACAAGAUUAUGUGGCUUCCUCCUGAGUAUUAUCCUCGCAAUGGUAACGCUUAUGCGGUUCAUAAUCGUACCAUUGCAUGUGGAACAGCAUCGGGGUAUGUACAUUUCUUGGAACUUGCAGAGGAAUAG
Aspergillus sclerotioniger CBS 115572 is the source of this 3912-nucleotide messenger RNA. RefSeq names its product WD40 repeat-like protein. Gene Ontology annotation, molecular function: protein binding. Bases 1 to 3912 code for a protein of 1303 amino acids. NCBI's taxonomy places the organism in Eukaryota, Fungi, Ascomycota, Eurotiomycetes, Eurotiales, Aspergillaceae. The transcript has 4 exons. The record is from RefSeq and is a predicted model, not a curated record.